AUGCCUGGGAUUUCUGGCAAGGGAAAUGGUUCCUCCAGCCUGCAAGGCCGGACAACUUAUGCCUCUGCAUAUUCAGAUCCUUCUAAAUUUGGAUCAGGGGCCCCAAGUGGCAGUUUGGGAAUGAGUACAGAGGAUUACAUGGCAUCCGGCUAUGGACACAAAGCUGACCAAUAUUCAAUGGAGAGGAGGCACUAUGGUGAUCAUCAGGGUGCUUACAUGGGAAGGGAUGAUCCUAGUGUUAUUAGCCUCCAGUCUCAGGUUUUUUCUUAAUGGGUUUUUUUUUUCAGUAAUGCUUGUUAUCUCUUGCUUCAAAGAUUGACUGCUAUUGUUGUUUUUAUUCAUCUCAGAAAUCUGAAACACGUGAUCAGUAUGACCAGGUAUUUUUUUGUUCAUGCCUAUGCUUUUCUUAGAAGAUGCUUUCUUUCAGAUUCCAGAAACUGACGUCCCCCUUUCUUUAAAUAUUUAUAAAAGGCAUCAUUAUUUCGUCAGCAGCAGAUGAUGAAAGCUCAGUCACUGCAGCCAGGUCCUGAUACAAGGUACACAUGCUUUCGUGUAGAUACUAUGUAGAUUGAUUUUUUUUAUUCUAACUCUUUGACUUUCCUUAGUUUGUCUCUGAGAAAACUUGCGUGAAAUAAUAAUAUUAAUAAUAAUAAUACUAAUAAUAAUUUAAUAAUAAUCAUAAUAACAAUGGGAAGUAGGUAUUCUCUCUUUUGGAUGGUUUAAGUGCCUUUUUGUUUUGAUAACUGUCUUAGCAGGAUAGUAGCUCUUCCCUUUUCACUGUUCACAUGAGGUCUCACUGUAAUUAUUUGGUGAUACCUGCUCCAUACUUCGUAGAAGCUAUUGCAUCUCUCAUGACACUAAGUAGAAUAUGCAUUUCUGGCAGACAAGCUGAUUUUCUGGCUGCAAGGGCUGCCACUAUCCAUCAUGGACAUCAAGAUAUUAGCUCAUAUGGUGGAAGAAUGGAUGCUGAGCCUCACAAUAUGUCCAUUCUUGGUAGUGCACCAUAUGCUGGACAACAUCCCACUUCCAAUUUAGGUGGACCUUCACGGGGGAAUGUCGAUCAUGUUUAUCCACAUGGGUCGUCUGGUGCUGGUUACAGAGUAGGAUUGCCUCCUGGCCGGGAUUAUGCUGCAGGAAAAGGGCUUCAUGGCGCAUCGCAUGAGUCAAAUUAUCAAGGGAGUAUGUUGUCACAAGGUGGGUAUUCAAGCGUUGGAGCGCCUUUCCUGGAUGAGCGGAAAGAUGAUAGAAGUGUAUACCAACGGGAACUUGAGCUAAGAGAGGAGCGUCGGAGGGAACUGUUGCGUGAGAGAGAGAAGGAACGAGAAAGGGUGCUGGAGCGUGAACGGGAAAGAGAACGUGAAAAAGAUAGAGAACGAUUACGAGAACGUGAACGUGAACGGCUCAAAGAACGGGAACGAGAACGAGAGCGAGAACGUCAACGACAACGUGAACGGGAAAGAGAACGAGAACGCCUCCUGA
Spirodela intermedia is the source of this 1479-nucleotide messenger RNA. Lineage: Eukaryota; Viridiplantae; Streptophyta; Magnoliopsida; Alismatales; Araceae. The record is from the annotation of a GenBank genome assembly.